Myxocyprinus asiaticus (Chinese sucker) is the source of this 975-nucleotide messenger RNA. RefSeq names its product transmembrane protein 70, mitochondrial-like. Gene Ontology annotation, cellular component: mitochondrial membrane. NCBI's taxonomy places the organism in Eukaryota, Metazoa, Chordata, Actinopteri, Cypriniformes, Catostomidae. The transcript has 3 exons. Bases 64 to 813 code for a protein of 249 amino acids. The record is from RefSeq and is a predicted model, not a curated record. Gene Ontology annotation, biological process: mitochondrial proton-transporting ATP synthase complex assembly.
UUCCGGGUUUGCGUGGUGGUCUAGUUGUCAAUGGCACUUGUUACUCCAAGUAAUUCCUAGAAAAUGUAUCUAAUCGGAAUUUUACACGGACUGCGGCGCCUUUCAAACAAUCAGCAACAUAUCAUUAGAAACAUCGGUAUUCGUUCGACGUCAAACAGCUGUGAACAUAUUUACAAAGCUUUCCACACUCAUGCUGCGCCUUUGAGGAGUCACGAUCAUUUGCUGCAUGAGAUCCGAAGGUCGUUUUUAAAAGUCCAUCUAAAAAAGGUUCAGCCAUGUGUAGCUGUUAGAUGCUAUGCGUCCUUACCAGUCCAGCCUGAAGAUGGGGAAUUGAUUUACACAGGCAACCUGGGCAAAGCUGUUCUUGGUGUGAAGUUUUUCUCCUAUUCCAGCAGUAUGUUUAGCCUCUGUGUGAUGCCGUACGUCCUCAUGAAAACAGGCAUUGGUGUGAACAGUUUUGCUCUGCAAGUGGCUUUUUGUGGCUUUAUAGGUUUCUUCACAUUUCUGACCCCUGUUCUCCUUCACGUGAUCACCAAAGGAUACGUGGUACGCCUAUACCACAACAAAGAGACGGACAUGUACACAGCCAUCACUUACAGUGCCCUUCUACUGGAGAAACGGACUGUGUUCCACCAGAGUGACGUCCUUAUUCCUAACGUGAGCCGGAUGUUCACUAGUUUUUAUGCCAAGAAACACUCCAUGCUGGUUAACCCAAUGCUUUUUGCCUUGCCCCAUGACUACAACCACCUUAUGGGUUACGAUCGGCCCUUCUCAUUUGACACAGACGAUUUAAACAAACCAGACAAAAGUUAGCUUCUGCUAAUCUAGAGAAUCUCAAAGCAUUUCAUCAUUUCAUUGGACUGUUGUAAUGUAUAGAAUAUUUGCAGGUGGGCUACUGUAUGUCAUCCUGUGUGCUUGCGAUGUUGAAACUUUACGAAUGUGUAAAUAAAUUGAAAGUUAUAUUUACCCUCUUCA